Messenger RNA from Lymnaea stagnalis (great pond snail), 4931 nucleotides. Lineage: Eukaryota; Metazoa; Mollusca; Gastropoda; Lymnaeidae. The record is from the annotation of a GenBank genome assembly.
CUUGCAACGAGCCGCAUCAUGGACGCAUCUUGUCUGCUGUUAGUCGCCGCCAUCUUGGUUGGGGCUAAUGCAUUCUACCUCCCCAUUUUUGAGUAUUAUCCUAUUGUAAGUAUCAUGUUUCAAUUGUACGUAUAAGUUUUCUAUUUUAAGUAUCACGUUUCUAUUGUAAGUAUCAUGCUUCUAUUGUAAGUAUCAUGCUUCUAAUGUAAGUAUCAUGCUUCUAUUGUAAGUAUCAUGCUUCUAAUGUAAGUAUCAUGCUUCUAUUGUAAGUAUCAUGCUUCUAAUGUAAGUAUCACGCUUCUAUUGUAAGUAUCAUGUUUCUUUUGUAAGUAUCAUGCUUCUAUUGUAAGUAUCAUGCUUCUAAUGUAAGUAUCAUGCUUCUAUUGUAAGUAUCAUGCUUCAAUUGUAAGUAUCACGCUUCUAUUGUAAGUAUCAUGCUUCUAUUGUAAGUAUCAUGCUUCUAUUGUAAGUAUCAUGCUUCUAUUGUAAGUAUCACGCUUCUAUUGUAAGUAUCACGCUUCUAUUGUAAGUAUCAUGCUUCUAUUGUAAGUAUCAUGUUUCUAUUGUAAGUAUCAUACUUCUAUUGUAAGUAUCAUGCUUCUAUUGUAAGUAUCAUGCUUCUAUUGUAAGUAUCAUGCUUCUAUUGUAAGUAUCACGCUUCUAUUGUAAGUAUCACGCUUCUAUUGUAAGUAUCAUGCUUCAAUUGUAAGUAUCAUGCUUCUAUUGUAAGUAUCAUGCUUCUAUUGUAAGUAUCACGCUUCUAUUGUAAGUAUCAUGCUUCUAUUGUAAGUAUCAUGCUUCAAUUGUAAGUAUCACGCUUCAAUUGUAAGUAUCAUGCUUCUAUUGUAAGUAUCAUGCUUCUAUUGUAAGUAUCAUGCUUCUAUUGUAAGUAUCAUGCUUCUAUUGUAAGAAUCAUGCUUUAUUGCAAGUAUCAUGCUUCUAUUGUAAGUAUCAUACUUCUAUUGUAAGUAUCAUGCUUCUAUUGUAAGUAUCAUGCUUCUAUUGUAAGUAUCAUGCUUCUAUUGUAAGAAUCAUGCUUUAUUGUAAGUACAAAUAGGUACAGGUAGGUAUGAUGUUUCAGCUUUCUUAUCAUUAAUGACUAAUGACUAAUGGUGUCGAUGUUUAUUUGUGGAAGGCUUGAUCAUAAACGCCCCUCAGUCUCAAACAGCAAAUGAUGACGUUACAAUUUUGAGAGUGUUUCCCUCAAGUGUGACGAUGUCAAGUGACCACCCCUAAAGGUUUGAGAUGACAUGGUUGGCUCACUUUCAGAGCUGCAAGGUCCAUUUCUAGUGUUGCUAUUUUUUUUUUGUUGGCCUUGGAGUUGUUGCAGUUGUGGAGGAAUGCGACAACUUGCUAUUGUCGUUGAUGCUAUUUUUUGUCAUCGUUGAUGUUAUUUGAUGUUAUCGUUGAUGUUAUUUGAUGUUAUCGUUGAUGUUAUUUGAUGUUAUAAAUGAUGUCAUUUGACGUUAUUAUCGUUGAUGUCAUUUUAUGUUAUCGUUGAUGUCAUUUUAUGUCAUCGUUUUUGUCAUUUUAUGUUAUCGUUGAUUUCAUUUGACGUUAUCGUUGAUGUCAUUUUAUGUUAUCGUAGAUGUCAUUUUAUGUUAUCGUAGAUGUCAUUUUAUGUUAUCGUAGAUGUCAUUUUAUGUUAUCGUUGAUGUCAUUUUAUGUUAUCGUUGAUGUCAUUUGACGUUAUCGUUGAUGUUAUUUGACGUUAUCGUUAAUGUCAUUUGACGUUAUCGUUGAUGUCAUUUUAUGUCAUCGUUGAUGUCAUUUUAUGUUAUCGUAGAUGUCAUUUUAUGUUAUCGUUGAUGUCAUUUUAUGUUAUCGUUGAUGUCAUUUGACGUUAUCGUCGAUGUUAUUUGACUUUAUUGUUGAUGUCAGUUGAUUUUAUCGUUGGUGUUAUUUGACGUUAUCGUUGAUGACAUUUCAUGUUAUCGUUGAUGUCAUUCGAUGCUAUUGUUGAUGACAUUUGAUGUUAUCGUUGACCUCAUUUUGAUGUUAUCUCUGAUAUCAUUUGAUGUUAUCGUUGAUGUCAUUGUUCCAAUGACUUUACAUGCUAACCGUUGCUUUCGUUUUUCCCUUUGUUUUGUAUCCUCCAGUUAUUCUUUGUAAAGGUGUUGGUUGUUAAAGGUGGGGCUGUUAUUGUUCUUAUAUUUUUAUGUUUUGGAGCUUGACCAGGGGGUAGAGAAUGAACAGUUUGGCAACAACGUGACAUCCUCUGUUCUCAAAAUCAGACGACGUAAACCUCCCUCUCCCCCCCCCCACACUGGGCCCAUCCAAACCCCAUUGCGUGAAGCUUGCUGGCACGACAACCCUCUGACAGCACCAUUCUAUCUUUUAAUGGUUUCAUAACUCUGGUGUAUUCACUGAUUUGUCGACACCAGUUCGACUAAGUUAAAUUUCUUUUAAUCUGACUAAACACCUCCUUCACAGUUGUAUCGGUGAGGAGAGGAGGCCGAUGUAGACACGACCGACCCCCCCCCCCCCCACACACACAUUUUUUAAGAAUAUAAAAUUUCACGUGACAUUGACAAAUGAAAAACUUUUCUUUCAAAAACGAGCAAUGCAAAGAAUGACAACUGGGGUUUUAAUUACGAGUGUUGAUUUUAAUCUAGUUAUCUCCACCUGUUGGGCAGACCAGCCGACUUACACUAACCCAGCGUUCACAAGUUGCUCUCCUCCCCCCCUCCCCCCUUAGCCUUAUAGUAUCUGUCUAGUCCCCCUUUUCUAUCUGGGUUCAACCUCUGGGAGCCGCAGACGGCGGCUAACGCCAAGGGCUCCUUUUGCUUCUCUCACACACCUUAUCACCGGGAAUUAAGUUGUAUCCAUCUUUUCCUGUAGUUUUAGACUCGGAAAUUUUUUUAAAAAACGUAUUUUUUUCUGUAUAAAUGAGUGCUUACUUCGGUGAUAAAAGUAUUACCAUAGUACUCAACGCAAUUUGUUAUUAGUGUUUGUCGUUUAAUGGUGGAAAUCUAUUAAUUUAACACUCGGGCAAAUACUCUGGCCAAUCUCAUUAAGAUAUGAAUAAACAUCCGGGUAUUCCAUGUGGCCAAUCUCUCAACAGCUGUUCGGUACGUCUACGUUACUGUGAACCGGCGUAGUGAGUCUUAACCUAGACCAGUGGUCGGCAAAUCGCGGCUCGCGAGCCACAAGCGGCUCUUUAGCGACCUGAGUGCGGCUCGGCCACAAAACGGUUUUUGAUAUUCCGAAAAAACAUGGUUCUUGACUGGCUCUUGAAAAAAGAAAUUUAGCUCUUAGAAAUUUUUUAAUGGUCCUGCUGUUGAUUUUUUGUGUGGCUCUUUUGACUAAUGAGUUGGCCGACCUCUGACCUAGACGAGAACGUGUUGACAACUUUAUUUUCCGAAAGAUUUUACCAGAACAUUUGUUACAGGUAUUGAUGUGCGGAAAUGCAUUCAUUGAAAGUGUUUAACGAAAACGUUGUCUAAAAAUAGUAACAUUACUAAAUGCGCUGUGACGGCUUCCGGUCUUAGAAAUGAUAAAACCUAAUUUUAAAAAUGGCGCAUUCAUCGGAUAUUAAACAUGAAAGCUUCACAAUUUUAUGCUGUUGGCCUUUUUUUUUUUUUUUUUAAUACGAAGAUCAGCGAUGAAUUUUGAAGAGAAAAAAUAUCCAAGAAAAAUUCCAACUUCUGGCAAAAAAAAUGGCGAUCACAUCUAUUUCGCAAAAACACCUUCUGAGAUGAUUGUCUACCCUAUUUUCCAUUUAAUGCAUAUUGGCUGUGUUGCUUAGGGUUGAAAUGGGUAAAAAGACUUUGACUUGGUUUGCUUGUAAUUAGUUUUUGUAGUGUUGCGUUUGUUUUAAAUGUGGUAAAUUAUAUUUAUUUAUUUAUUUUUUUUUUUUUUACUUUUGUACCGCGCUUCGAGCGUUUGGGGAUCAAGCGUGUUUUUGAAAUAAACUUUAUUAUUAUUAUUAGUAUAUGUUUUUCACUAGUUUCUAUUUCUUGUUGUAUUUUCAUUCGUCCUCUCUGCCGAAGAAGGCUCUUGGCCGAAACGAUCUUUAUUUGUCCUAUCUUUCGAUUCAAGCUUCCACACAACCUUGUUCUACUAUGUCCUUUACAUAGCGUGAACGCAGUCCUUUAUUUAUUAUCGUAUAAACUUAGACGACAGACUAUUUCACCGAAGUAACAAGUCUCCCAUUUCUUCGAAUCUUUUUUUUUUCCCAUUACGUUAGGUCUACAACUGAUACUUGUAGUGACGUCACUUGGUUUGUAUGUUAGAGACCUUACCUGUUAUGAGUUUCAUGUGUGCCUUCUGCGGUGAUAUUUAAUCAUCCUUUAUGCAAGGUCAAUGUCAUCUGGUGAAGACCUGUUCAAUAAAAAAGAAAUAAAAAAAGGUUAUCAAUUUUCCCCAUGACUUUCUGUGCAGAAUUUUUAGUAGAAUCAUCACUUUCAAGGUUGUAUGUUUAGUUUCAGAAUCCCUACCAUCCCUACCAGCCCUACCAACACAAGAGGUACCAGGCGAACUACUUGAGCGCCCCGAUCUCCAACUACCAGCAAGGCUAUGCGGUUCAAUCGCGUGGCAACAAUUACCAGAAAGGUUACGAUGGGGACGACUACCAGCAGAAUUACCAGGGCAGCAACGCUUACCAGCCAAAUCACCACGGCGACAACUAUCAGCAAAACUACCCGGGCAAGAACUACCAACAGGGCUACCCAAACAGCAACUACCAGCUACACAAAGGCGACAGCUAUCAGUCAAAUUAUCCCAAUAACAACUACCAGGCCAACUACCCAACCGACAACUACCAGGCCAACUACCCAACCUACAACUACCAGGCCAACUACCCAAAAUACCCAACCGACAACUACCAGCCAAAUUACCCAAACACCAACAGAUACCUUGCUGGGAAAUACCAAGGAGACCAAGAAGACACCUACCCUAACUAGGAUGUUCAACAAAAAGAUGGCUACAAG